GGCGACUCCUCCCCCCGGACGGCCAGGAGCGCGUGGGGUGGCGGCAGUCAGGCUGCGCGAGUCGUGCCGGGGAGGCGCUGUGCGGUAAUAUCUGACUGUUACUCCUUAAUAACUGGAGUGGAAAGUAAAAAGGACCUCUGCUCCUCACUCCUCUUUUCCUCUCCCUGCCGGGCAGGCGUGAUGGCGGAAGCCGCGGCGACGGGCGCCGGCGGAGAGGCGAUGGCGGCGGUGGCGGCGGGGGAAGGCUCCUCGGGCCCGACAGGCUUGCCUCUAGGCCGGGGCUUCUCGAGCUACCGGCCCUUCGAGCCCCAGGCGUUGGGCCUCAGCCCGAGCUGGCGGCUGACCGGCUUCUCCGGCAUGAAGGGCUGAGGCUGCAAGGUCCCGCAGGAGACGCUGCUCAAACUCCUGGCGGGACUGACGCGGCCAGAGGUGCGGCCUCCGCCGGGCCGGGGCCUGGUCGGAGGCCGUGAAGAGACGGCCCAGGAAGCCGGCCUGCCGGUUAGGGCGGAACCCAGCCCAACCUUACCAACCCUCGGCAUUGGGAUGGACUCGUGCGUCAUACCCCUGAGGCACGGGGGCCUGUCCCUGGUGCAGACUACCGACUUCUUUUACCCCUUGGUGGAAGAUCCCUACAUGAUGGGGCGCAUAGCUUGUGCCAACGUGCUGAGUGAUCUCUACGCCAUGGGCAUUACUGAAUGUGACAACAUGUUGAUGCUACUCAGCGUCAGCCAGAGUAUGACUGAGGAGGAACGGGAAAAGAUAACACCACUCAUGAUCAAAGGCUUUCGGGAUGCUGCAGAGGAAGGAGGAACUGCAGUGACUGGUGGGCAAACGGUGGUAAACCCUUGGAUUAUCGUCGGUGGAGUUGCCACUGUGGUGUGUCAAGCAAAUGAAUUCAUAAUGCCUGACAGUGCUGUUGUUGGGGAUGUGCUUGUGUUAACCAAACCCUUAGGAACCCAAGUUGCUGUCAAUGCCCACCAAUGGCUGGAUAAUCCUGAAAGAUGGACUAAAAUAAAGAUGGUGGUCUCCAGAGAAGAGGUAGAGCUGGCCUAUCAGGAAGCCAUGUUCAACAUGGCUACCCUAAAUAGAAUUGCUGCUGGAUUAAUGCACACGUUUAAUGCCCAUGCAGCCACAGAUAUCACAGGCUUUGGCAUUCUGGGUCACUCUCAGAACCUUGCAAAACAGCAAAGAAAUGAGGUGUCCUUUGUCAUUCAUAAUCUGCCAAUCAUUGCCAAGAUGGCUGCCAUCAGCAAGGCCAGUGGGCGCUUCGGGCUCCUUCAAGGAACCUCAGCAGAAACUUCUGGGGGGUUACUGAUUUGUCUGCCAAGAGAACAGGCAGCUCGCUUUUGUUCGGAAAUCAAAUCUUCAAAGUAUGGAGAGGGCCACCAAGCCUGGAUCGUCGGCAUCGUGGAGAAGGGAAACCGGACAGCCCGGAUCAUUGACAAGCCUCGAGUUAUCGAGGUCCUGCCUCGAGGAGCCUCUGCUACCGCUCUUGCUCCUGAGAAUUCCAGUACCUCCUCUGAGCCUAGCUUGUGAGAUGGAAUAGGGGAAGUUGUUUGGACUGUAGAGCCUUUGUACAGAAUCAUGGACAAUUCUCAAGAGUUGAUUUUAGGAAAUUUCCAAAGAAGGCUGCCUGCGUAAUAGUUCCAGCUGCCCUUUGUAGGUGAUUUGAAUCAGCCCAUCAAAAGCUGCACAUUCCAAGGCCAGAAGUAACAUUUUGGACUUUCGGGGGGUAGGUUUGCUAAUCUCUCGAGUGGAAAAAGAGCAGAAAACCCUCUGUUUCCUCUUUCCAAGAGCAAGAUGAGGCUACUCAGGUUUGAGAGAUUUUUCUCAGCACAGGGUUCAUUGAUUUCUGCCCAGGGAGUGAGAUUAUUUAAAAUUACAUAGACACCAAAAAUAAGUUGCAAAAAGAAAAACAUUUAGAUCAGAAGCAAAUAAGUUUGGACCAGUACUGUUGAUAAAUCUAAAUUGUUAAGGGAGAUUAAAAUGCAAUGUCAAAUUCUUAUUAGAUUACUCUGAAAUACUGGCUCUUUCCUACUCUGGACAAGAAUUGAGCAGCUUGUCCAAUGACUGGGAAAGGAGGACCUCCAGCCACCUUACUUGGUCUCUGUUAAUGACGUCUCUCCCUCUAAACCCCUUUAAGGACUGGGAGAGGCAGAGCAAGCCCCAGAGCCCAGGCCUUGGUGGACAUUAAGAUGUUAAAUUCUUGUGUUGAAAAUUCCUGGUGAUUUAAUCAAUAAAGUGAUUUCUAAUGAAAUAAAGAGGAUUUUGUUGAAAAAUU
This is a messenger RNA of Orcinus orca (killer whale), 2281 nucleotides long. RefSeq names its product selenophosphate synthetase 2 (gene SEPHS2). Gene Ontology annotation, biological process: L-selenocysteine biosynthetic process. The record is from RefSeq and is a predicted model, not a curated record. Gene Ontology annotation, cellular component: cytoplasm. Gene Ontology annotation, molecular function: selenide, water dikinase activity; ATP binding. NCBI's taxonomy places the organism in Eukaryota, Metazoa, Chordata, Mammalia, Artiodactyla, Delphinidae. The transcript has a single exon.